AUGCUGGAUAUGAACAUUACUCUGGUCAGUGAAUUCAUCCUGGUGGGCUUCCCUACAGCCCCUUGGCUACAGGUCCUCCUAUUCUUCAUUUUCCUUGUGGUCUACAUGUUGAUUAUAGCAGAAAAUCUUGUAAUUAUAUUCACUGUCUGGUCCACCGGCUCCCUCCACAAGCCCAUGUACUAUUUCUUAAGUAGUAUGUCCUUUCUAGAGAUCUGGUAUGUCUCUGUCACAGUCCCCAAGAUGCUGGAUGGAUUCCUCCUGCAGAGACGGCACAUCUCCUUCACAGGCUGCAUGACUCAGCUCUACUUCUUUAUCUCACUUGCAUGCACAGAGUGUGUGCUCCUGGCAGCUAUGGCCUAUGACCGCUAUGUGGCCAUCUGCCACCCUCUUCGAUAUCCAGUCAUCAUGACCACAGUUUAUUGUCUGCAGCUAAUGGCCCUCUCCUAUUUUAGUGGUUUCAUGGUCUCUGUUGUCAAAGUCUAUUUCAUUUCACAUGUUGCUUUCUGUGGCUCCAAUGUCAUGAACCACUUCUUCUGUGAUAUCUCACCAAUCCUCAAAUUGGCAUGCAAAGAUAUGUCCACAGCUGAGUUAGUAGACUUUGCUUUGGCUAUUGUCAUCCUUGUCUUCCCUCUUAUCACCACUGUCCUCUCCUAUGUCUACAUAGUGUCUACCAUUCUGCACAUACCCUCUACCCAGGGAAGAAAAAAGGCCUUCUCAACCUGUGCUUCCCAUCUUACCGUGGUAAUAAUUUAUUACACAGCCAUGAUUUUCAUGUAUGUCCGACCCAGGGCUAUUGCAUCUUUUAAUUCCAACAAACUCAUUUCAGCUGUGUAUGCUGUCCUCACACCCAUGCUUAAUCCCUUCAUCUACUGCCUAAGGAACCAGGAAGUCAAGGAUGCAAUCAAGAAGACUCUGGGAGGUGGCCAGUGCUUCCUGCUCUGUUGA
Molecule: messenger RNA, 945 nt
Organism: Apodemus sylvaticus (European woodmouse)
Lineage: Eukaryota; Metazoa; Chordata; Mammalia; Rodentia; Muridae
Product: olfactory receptor 6-like
Exons: 1
Coding region: 1-945 (314 amino acids)
Biological process (GO): G protein-coupled receptor signaling pathway
Cellular component (GO): membrane
Molecular function (GO): G protein-coupled receptor activity; olfactory receptor activity
Source: RefSeq, a predicted model, not a curated record